Rhodofomes roseus is the source of this 693-nucleotide messenger RNA. RefSeq names its product 21 kDa subunit of NADH dehydrogenase. The record is from RefSeq and is a predicted model, not a curated record. The transcript is spliced from 4 exons. The coding region runs from base 48 to 587 and encodes 179 amino acids. NCBI's taxonomy places the organism in Eukaryota, Fungi, Basidiomycota, Agaricomycetes, Polyporales, Fomitopsidaceae.
CGGGUCGGUUGAGGUCAGUGAGCUGCAGACAGUGACACUUCCAAGCCAUGGCUACCCGCAAGGUCGCGGACUCGACGCUUUACCAUCUCAGUCCCAGGGGCUUCUGGAAGAAAUUCAGGGAUGCUGUCGUGGUGAACCCUGAGAUCUCCACGGGUCUCCCUCUCCCCAACGUGGUCAGAUAUCCGCCCCCUGGUUCGCGACCGGAGAAGUACGCUACUGCUGCGACGAAGGCGUCGGACCCGGCUCAGAACCCGUACUGGAAACGAGAUGUCCGCCGUGCCUACCCCCAGCUGUCAGUCGUGACGCAGGCUGAGCUUUCGUCCCUCCUCAUCCAACACUCUCAACCACAAGCCGUCGCCGCUCCCGCAGAAGGUCAGGAGGGUGACAAGGCAUCCGUUCCUGCCGAGGCUCCUGAGCCGACAGAACUGUCCGCCGCCAUUGCUACGAUCACCGCCUCCAACAAGGUCUACACGGAGGCCAAGCUACCUCCGAGUCUCCCGAAUGCGUACAAGCGCUGGAGGCCAGAGCGAACGGAGGACGCGCCGCACGACCGAACUGCAUAUUUCCCCAUGCUGCUCUUCAAGUAGACUGUUUGCUGUGGUGGUAGAAUAGUGCAAUGGAUAUUUGCGUGCUGUAGUUCGGUCGACGUGUAUGGAAAGUGGACAGGUCCACACGAACGUUCAUGACCACUUU